GAGUAAAAGUUAACAAAAUAAUUAAAGUAAUUAAGAAAUAGAGUCUGGUGAAAAUCUUUAGUAAUUACUCUUCAAAUUACUGUGAAAUGAGUCUACAAUUGACACGAGAUUUUUGAACGAUUAUAGUAUAAACUAAUACUUGAGCUUUGCUGAAGUGAACCCCAGCUUGCUUAUCAAUGGUCAAUGAAUAUAAAAAGUUUACACACCUCUGUUAAAAUUGCAGGUUUAUGUGAUGAACAUCUAUCGAAUGCAAGUUCAGCCCUUUUACCUCCUUAAUCUGUCCUGAAAUAACGAGGAAACAGGUCACACCUGACCAGGAAACUGCUUAUCAGUCAAUUGUCCAAUUACUUCUGAGCCUAUAAAAAUGGAAGAUCUAUCUAUCUAUCUAUCUAUCUAUACAAAACUGCAACUUAACAAAAAGCAAAAAAAUAAAUAAAUAGAUUACAUUAACUCAGAAGUCCAAAGAAACAUCACAGAAAGUGUGUGUGUGUGUGUGUGUGUGUGUGUGUGUGUGUGUGUGUGUGUAAAAGUCUAUGAUUAAGCACAUCAAAUGACUGCUGAGCCUCACACUGAAUCUUUUGUCUAGAUGAUGAUGAUGUCACUACCGUGCAAGGAGGAUAGAGGUCCUGUGUGUGUGUGUGUGAGCUUUGAGUUUCCUGGGCGUGUUGGUAAACUGCACACUGUAAGUCUGUCUGCUUUUACGUUCAUUUUAUAAGAGGUUAGGGAUUUUCUGACACUUGUUAUUCUUUUAAUUUAUUUUUUUGUUUUGUUUGUACACGUGGAGGCUUUAAGGCAAUUUCUUACAUGUGAAAAUUUAAGAUGCUCGCGUUGGGAGUUGUGCUGUUCUCUUUGCUGUCCCUCACCUCAGCCAGUAAAGGAGGUCUGAGUGGGAAGGUUCUCCUGUUCCCGUAUGAGACAGAUUUCAGUUUUGUGAAGCUCUCUCCCCAGAAGCCUCUCUCUCUUGCAGCGUUCACGCUGUGCAUGCGCAUCUCUACCGAGCUGCAGGACGAGCGACAGGUCAUCCUCUUCGCGUAUCGCACCAACAGCACAGACGAGCUCAACGUGUGGCGCGAGAAGGACGGAAGGAUCUCGUUCUACCUGGGUGGAGACGGUGCGCUUUUCCGCCUCGCGCCCCUCUCCAGCUUCCGCACUCACCUGUGUCUGACGUGGGACUCCAGCACCGGUCUCACCGCCUUCCACAUGGACGGACGCCGCAGCACACGACAGAUCUACAAACCGGGCCACAAGAUCCGUCCACACGGCACCGCCCUGCUCGGCCAGGACCCUGACACACACCUGGGAGGCUUCGAGGUGAUGCAGAGCUUCGUGGGCGAGAUGACGGACGUGAACAUGUGGGACUUUGCGCUGUCACGCAUGCAAAUCAGCGCUCUGUACGCCAACCUGAAACACAGAGUGCCACGUGGAAACGUGUUCGACUGGAGCACCGUGAAGUACGAGAUCCACGGCAAUGUUGUGGUGGUGCAGGAUGACUGAUUACACACACACACACACACACACACACACACACAGCAAUGUAGCUCUAAUACUAUAUCUUCUGAGUUCCAAUAUGUAAUUGGCUUGUGUCUUACAUUCAUACAUACACACUGAUGAUAACAAGAAUAAUAAUGAUAUUUACUAAAAUAAUCAAGACAAAUGUUAACACACACACACACACACACACACACACACAGCAAUGUAGCUCUAAUACUAUAUCUUCUGAGUUCCAAUAUGUAAUUGGCUUGUGUCUUACAUUUAUACAUACACACUGAUGAUAACAAGAAUAAUAAUGAUAUUUACUAAAAUAAUCAAGAAAAUGUUAACACACACACACACACACACACACACACAAACACACACGCCAUUGUGAAUUGUACUGUGUUGUCAAAAUGUUAACAGAUAAUUAAUAAAAGUGUGUAAGGCUGACUAAGAUGAGUUAUAAAUAAAAGCAAUACCGCUUAUAACCACAAUGUGGCGCUGCUAAGUCACAAACAGCUGCAACUGCAAAACCACUUAUCGCCAGUUCUCACGUGAAAAUAAUGACAAUAAUGACUAUUUCUACUUCAAAACAAUGCAUGAAUAUUAAUUACAGAACAAAUAAUUACAGAAUAAUUAUACUGACGUUACAAACAAACAU
This is a messenger RNA of Ictalurus furcatus (blue catfish), 2134 nucleotides long. RefSeq names its product pentraxin fusion protein-like. The transcript has 3 exons. The record is from RefSeq and is a predicted model, not a curated record. NCBI's taxonomy places the organism in Eukaryota, Metazoa, Chordata, Actinopteri, Siluriformes, Ictaluridae. Bases 820 to 1494 code for a protein of 224 amino acids.